AGGUAUUGGGUAUGGUGAUCAGUGAAGGAAACACGUGGCCCCACGGCACGUUCCGAUCGAAUGAGCUGUGGGGUCCGAUGAUCGUGGGGCCCUGUCUGACAUGGCAGCCUCGGAAGCCACUAUGUGGUAGGGUCAUAUGCCUGUUCUGAGGUGGCUUUGUGCCCCUCAAAGCAGGCAGAAGUCUAAAAAAACAUCAGCUAUGCCCUUAGUUCAUCUUCCUUCCGCUCUCCAUCUCAUUCUUUUCUUCCAGUUCUCAUCAACAUCAUGUGCUUCUACCCUCCUCUUCUUUAAAGAAAAGAAUCUUUCUUUAAUGUGUGAGUGAGAGGGAGAGCACGUGCAGGUCCAAUCAUGGAGGUUCUUCUACUGGCAUUGCAUGUGAUCCAAUCACUGCAAGCCCACUCCCAUCCCCUUCUUUGCCUCCACCUCUUCCUUUCAAAUUCUCCAUAUAUCAACCACCCUCUUCCUUAACCCUCUUAAAGCAAAUGACACAAUGAGCACUUCCUCAACUACUACCACUACAGCUUCUAGCUCUUGGUCUGUUAGUGAGGAUUCAUUGAGAAGGUAUGUAUCAUUUGCAAGCGAGAGCUGCAUUCAAGAGCUGCUAUCUGCGUCGGACUCGAGCAGGACUGAAGGUGGGGAUGGAUGGAAAGUGUUGGCAUUUGAAAAUGGUGUCGAGAUAUCGAAGCGUUGCUCGGGCUCGCCGCAUGUCUUCCGUAGCCGGUGGCUGCUUCGUUCGGUCUCGUCGCAACAGUUCAUCACCGUCGCCAAUGCCAUCGAUGCUGCUAAGCAAUGGGAUCCUGAUCUAGUGGAAGCUAAAUAUAUAAAGGACCUUAGCGAUAAUCUCAGCAUUAUUCGCCUAAGGUUCGGUGAUGCCUCGAAACCACUCUUCAAGAACAGAGAAUUUAUAGUUUACGAGCGACGCGAGACCAUGGAUGAUGGAACUCUUGUGGUUGCUGUGGCAUCUCUACCGAAGGAGAUUGCUGCAGGAUUGCAGCCUAAGAAGAACAACUCCAUUCGAGGGCUAUUGCUGCAGUCUGGAUGGGUGGUUGAGAAGCUUGAGGAUGACUCUUGCAUGGUGACUUACGUUGUUCAGUUAGAUCCGGCUGGAUGGUUGCCCAAAUGUUUUGUAAACAGACUCAACACGAAGCUGGUUAUGAUCAUCGAAAAUCUUCAAAAAUUAGCUCAAACAUGUCCUAUGAAUGAUGCAAUGUGAGUACAUUACUAGAGAAGAGAAAAAAAGGUGCAAAAUAAUAUGUAUGUAACUAAAUAUACAUAUAAGAUGGUAAUGAAAACAGCCUAUUUCUUUGUCUCAUACUUGUAUUUUACCCUUUUUAUCAUCCAAGAAUGAAUCAAUGAUGUACAGAGGUUAUUCUGAAAGAAAUUCUCAUCCUCAGCUGCUAUC
Messenger RNA from Elaeis guineensis (African oil palm), 1402 nucleotides. RefSeq lists its product as uncharacterized. NCBI's taxonomy places the organism in Eukaryota, Viridiplantae, Streptophyta, Magnoliopsida, Arecales, Arecaceae. The record is from RefSeq and is a predicted model, not a curated record. Gene Ontology annotation, molecular function: lipid binding.